This is a messenger RNA of Arachis stenosperma, 1026 nucleotides long. RefSeq names its product putative fasciclin-like arabinogalactan protein 20. NCBI's taxonomy places the organism in Eukaryota, Viridiplantae, Streptophyta, Magnoliopsida, Fabales, Fabaceae. Bases 1 to 1026 code for a protein of 341 amino acids. The transcript has a single exon. The record is from RefSeq and is a predicted model, not a curated record.
AUGGCAGUCAACCUUGAACUUGCCUCCCAGACCCUCGCCUCUCCAAGAACCCGCUCUCUUACCGUCUUCGCCCCGUCCAACGCUGCCUUCAAGAUUCUCCAGCAGCCCACUCUUUCCCUCCUCCGCUACCACCUCCUUCCCAACGCCUUCUCCUUCCACAGCUUAAUCUCACUCCCUUUCGGCGCCAACAUCCCCACCCUUCUCCCAUCCCACUCCCUCACCAUCACCACCACCACCGGCUCCGCCGACAGUCUCUCUAUCAACAACGUUACCGUAAACUCGGAGCCACUCUACAGCGACGCCUCUCUCGUUAUCUUCACAACCGACCACUUCUUCGACCCGUACUUCCAGCUUCCAGCCAAAAUCCCCCACCGCACCGGAACAACCGAUCCUUAUUCCUCCUCCGCCGCCGCGUGUUUUUCGGGAAGAAAGAACCACCGGAAGUCGUUCUCCUCCGGCGAGGCCUUUUCUUUCAAAGAAGCUAGCAGCGUUCUGAGAUCCAAAGGCUGCUUCCUAAUGGCUUCGCUUCUCGACACGCAGUUUCUCGCCAUCAGGAACCGCCCACAGCUGACGCUUUUCGCCCCCGUGGACAAGGGCGUUACGUCCACCAACGCCACAAGAGGCCACGUGGCAGCAACCAAUAAUAACAACCCAAGACUAAGAGGUCACUCGUCUAUUCUUCGCCACCACCUCGUGCCUUGCAGGAUCCUUUGGAGCGAUCUUUUGACGUUGGAGGAGGGUACUCUAAUUCGGACCUACGAGAGAGGGUUCACGCUCAACGUCACGAAGUCAACGGAAGACGUGCUAUUGGUCAACGGCGUCCCAGUGAUUUCCCCUGAGCUUUAUAACAGCGACUGGCUCGUCGUUCAUGGCCUCCAAGAAGUGCUUUCGCCUUUGAAGGGCCGAAGAGGCAGAGGAGUAGAAGGUUCUGGAAGAAUCUCGGAGGCAGCGGCGGAAGUUGGUAACGCAACGUCGUAUGGGGAAGAUAGCGCUGCGCAGCAUUUCCACUUCUCUGUUUUCCAUUAG